Molecule: messenger RNA, 1506 nt
Organism: Peronospora matthiolae
Lineage: Eukaryota; Oomycota; Peronosporomycetes; Peronosporales; Peronosporaceae
Source: the annotation of a GenBank genome assembly
AUGGAAGACGAAGACGUUGCAAUUUGUCUGCUACUCAGUCUUCCGAAGAGCUACGAAAAUGUGGUGCUCAACAUGGAAAUGAGCAGCACCGAGCUUCGCACUCAAGAUGUGGUGAGAGUCCUGACGAAUGAGCAUGCCAAGCGUCAAGGAGAAAAAGGGACAACGACAGCGACUACGGUGAAGGCUGAAGAUGCAAGCAAGGCAUUCAGCGCCGAGCGUGAGCCCUACCAAUGCACGUAUUGUGGCAAGGUGGGACACACGGUGGAUCGUUGCUGGACAAAGCAGAAGAACGAAGGUCGGGGAGCCCGACGCGGCGGCAAUGGUCGUGGACGCGGGGCUAACAAUGUCCAGUGGGGACAUCAUGAUGAAGGCAAUGGCUACGAUCGAGUGGCGUUUGCAGUCUCGUUCGAAUGUGGAGUUUCGACGAGCAAGGACGUGUCUGGAAUGUGGGCCGUCGACAGUGGUGCAACGCACCACAUUUGCCACGACAAGACCAAGUUUGCAAGUUUGGCAGAGCGCAAUGAGGGCGAACUCUUGGUGGCUGAUGGCAACAAGGUGGCCAUCAAGGGUGUGGGAACCAUCAUGGAAAAGGUGGUUCUGCCCAACGGUGAAGAGCGUGAGAUCGAAAUCAAGAACGCGCUAUAUGUUCCAAGUAUGAGCAAGAACCUGCUCUCGGUGCCACAGAUUAACAGCCAUGGCAAGUUUCAAGUCGUGUUUGACGGGUCCAAGAUGUAUGUGACUCUCAAGAACUCACAGCAAGUGGUGGCGACAGCGGAUCUCGUGGAUGGACUCUACUGGCUUCGGACGACUCAACGAUCAGCGAAUAUGACAACAAGUGGAACCAGUUGUGCCGAUCUACAUGCGAGAAUGGGUCAUGCUCCAGUCGAUGUACUUCGCAAGAUGAUCGCGACCAACAUGAUCAAGGAUGUGCGAGUCCCUCUCAAGUCGGGUGGAGCAACUACAUGUCGAGGAUGUCAACAAGGGAAAAUGGUCCAAAAACCAUUUCCAAGCAACCGAGACAAGCGCAGCUACUAUACGUUUGAGCUACUUCAUCUGGACAUCUGCGGGCCCAUGGAAAAGGAUUCGCUCGGUGGCAGCAAAUAUUUGCUACUGAUCAUCGACGAAGCCAGUGGAUGCAUGAAGGGCUUUUGUCUACGAGUGAAGUCCGAGAGUGAAGACUACAUCCGGAAAUAUAUCACCAUGGUACAGACGCAAUUCUGUAAGAAGGUCAAGUUCGUGCGACACGACGGAGCUCGCGAGUUUGCAACCAACUCGCUUCAACUGUUCUACGAAGACGAAGGCAUUGAACAGCAGACAACGGUGCCGUAUGCACAUCAAACAAACGGAACAGCAGAGCGUGCCAUUAGGACUAUUGUCACGAUCGGCCGCAGCAUGCUUCAUCAUGCCAAACUGGACAAGUGUUUCUGGGCCGAAGCAGCGAUGACGGCCAUCUACGUCAAGAAUCGACUGCCGUCACCUAAAGUCGUGCACAAGACCCCCGUUUGA